Molecule: messenger RNA, 398 nt
Organism: Paramecium sonneborni
Lineage: Eukaryota; Ciliophora; Oligohymenophorea; Peniculida; Parameciidae
Source: the annotation of a GenBank genome assembly
AUGUCAAUAGCUGAAAUUUGGACAAAGAAGAUGAAAAAAUAAUGUGAUAAAAUAUUAGAAGAGAUGAAAAAGAAAUAAAAUAAAUAAAUGUAAAUUCAAUUAUUAACAUAGACUUGAUUUAUCAAAAUAAUAAUCAAUUGAUAAUAGAUAAAUUGAAGAAUCCAUAUAAUGUACACAAUAAUUCUACAUAUAAAGCUCCUAAAAAUGCUAGUGUGAUUUAAUAUAAAAACAAAAAGGUAGUAUAGAUAAAAUCCAUUUCAUAAUCCUAAAUUGUUACUUAAACUCCAAAACCAAUCAGAAAUAGAUUUGCUUCCAAUUUUCAUUUUGAGCCAAUCUAAUAUUCACCAAUUUAGCAAUACCAUCACAACAGUCAAAGUAUCAGCAGUAGUAUAUAUUGA